Wyeomyia smithii (pitcher-plant mosquito) is the source of this 440-nucleotide messenger RNA. RefSeq names its product cysteine-rich venom protein 6-like. The transcript is spliced from 2 exons. The record is from RefSeq and is a predicted model, not a curated record. The coding region runs from base 40 to 405 and encodes 121 amino acids. Lineage: Eukaryota; Metazoa; Arthropoda; Insecta; Diptera; Culicidae.
GUCGAUCGCAUUGACAACUAACAAACCACUCAGACCAAAAUGAAACUGGCAGUCGUUGCAAUUGUCUCUGUUAUGUGCGUUUCUUUUGCGUACGCGGUUCCAUAUGAUACUCGCUGCAGUGGAGUGAAUGAAGUCUACUCAAGCUGUGGAUCAGCUUGUCCACUAACCUGUGAUAACUACCGUUUGGGUCCGGUAGGAUGUGCCCGACCCUGCCAGCGAGGAUGCUUCUGCCGUCCUGGUUUUGUCCGUAACACGCUUGGAGUGUGCGUGGAAACCGUUCAAUGCACCAAACGAACAGUUAGAGUCCAGCAGUCCAGCGUAGGAUACUAUCCAGGCAGUUACUACGGACUCGGAUACGGUCUAGGUUAUGCUCCCAAUAACCUCGUGCGAUCCGUCGUGUAUUAGUGUAUCCUGCAAAUUGUGAAUUUUUUCGAACCCAA